GGAGAUGAAGAGGAAGUCCCACUGGAUGCCGCCGCUCUCGGAACUGUGGGCGUUGCUGUUUGGAGGAGCAGGAGACUCCAAAGGACCGUUAUUAUUCUUCUUGGUUUCCGUACUGCUGUGGGGAUAUCCUAUGUACAUAAUACGGUGCAUUCCUCUUACAUGGAACACGUUACGUCUGUCCCAUUACUUCUUUCUAUACUGGAACGUGAUAAUGUGGCUGAGCUGGGUGGUGGCCAACCGACGCGACCCGGGCUACAUCCCGCAGAACUCGGAGACUUACUACCGCGCCAUACGACAGAUACCUUACUACGAUAAGUGGAAGAAACGGAACGUUAUCCUGUCACGUUUGUGCCACACUUGCCGUUGCUUAAGACCUUUAAGAGCUAAGCAUUGUCGGAUUUGCAAACGUUGCGUGGCGUACUUCGACCACCAUUGCCCUUUCAUCUACAACUGCAUCGGUGUUCGAAACCGAAUGUGGUUUUUCUUAUUCGUCAUGAGCGUUGCAAUCAACUGCACGCUAUCCAUAUACUUCGCUUGUUACUGUCUGUUCUUGGAAGGUUUCGGUUUACUCUACAUGCUUGGACUUCUAGAAGCUAUUACGUUUUGCGCGCUCGGCUGGAUUCUCACAUGUACUUCUAUACUCCACGCAUGCAUGAACCUGACUACAAACGAAAUGUUUAAUUACAAACGAUACCCUUAUUUGAGGGACAAGAGAGGACGCUACCAGAAUCCAUUCUCUCGGGGACCUAUCAUGAACUUUAUCGAAUUCUUCGUCUGCCUCCCGGAUAAAUACGAUGAGCAGGAUUUCUUCUAUGAGGAGAGCAUUUGAUACGAAGUACGCUGACAAAGCGAUUGCAGCCUGCCACGGAAGAAGGCAAAGGAAGCUAUCUUGUCGCGACAAGCUCAAAACUGCAAGAAUGCUAAGACUAAGUUUGCAGUCUAAUGCAGGUUUACGCUUUAAAGACUUUCACUUAUUGCUGAAAUGCUUGUUAGCUAAAGUGGUCGAGCAGAAUAUUAUGUAAGGAUUUACUGUAAUUUCGUGACUAUAAAAUGAAUUGUCUGCUGUUUUGUUUUAAGGAUUUACUACUCUAAAGCACCGUAUCCAAUAUCCUUGCACUUAAAAUGGAAUUGUAAAAGAAAACUUUGUCAACAAAAUGGCGGAUGAUUAAAAAAAUAUUAGGCUUAAGUGGAUUUUGCUUUAUUAAAAGAACUUUGUAAUGUAUUAAUUUAACACAUAUAGGUGUAUAAUUAUACGGUAUUCGCCUUAUAUAUAGAUUUUAUGUAAAGGUGAAAUAAAACACAAAUAUUUCAUCAGUCUCAGUAUAAUGUGAAUUUAUAGCUGACACAAGCAAAGUACGUCUACAAAUUGUUAAGCACAUCGACAUUACGCUGGCAAUUAAUAAAAAAUUUGAAAAAAAAUAAAACUUAAAAAAACGAACAAAAAGCGUCUCUACUUU
Molecule: messenger RNA, 1457 nt
Organism: Papilio polytes (common Mormon)
Lineage: Eukaryota; Metazoa; Arthropoda; Insecta; Lepidoptera; Papilionidae
Gene: Patsas
Product: probable protein S-acyltransferase 23
Exons: 4
Coding region: 5-829 (274 amino acids)
Biological process (GO): protein targeting to membrane; peptidyl-L-cysteine S-palmitoylation
Cellular component (GO): Golgi apparatus; endoplasmic reticulum
Molecular function (GO): protein-cysteine S-palmitoyltransferase activity
Source: RefSeq, a predicted model, not a curated record